This is a messenger RNA of Tympanuchus pallidicinctus (lesser prairie-chicken), 6934 nucleotides long. It is a transcript of the gene CAD, whose product is annotated as carbamoyl-phosphate synthetase 2, aspartate transcarbamylase, and dihydroorotase. Gene Ontology annotation, cellular component: cytoplasm; carbamoyl-phosphate synthase complex. Gene Ontology annotation, biological process: L-arginine biosynthetic process; L-glutamine metabolic process; 'de novo' pyrimidine nucleobase biosynthetic process. NCBI's taxonomy places the organism in Eukaryota, Metazoa, Chordata, Aves, Galliformes, Phasianidae. The transcript is spliced from 44 exons. The record is from RefSeq and is a predicted model, not a curated record. Bases 57 to 6893 code for a protein of 2278 amino acids. Gene Ontology annotation, molecular function: carbamoyl-phosphate synthase (glutamine-hydrolyzing) activity; metal ion binding; hydrolase activity, acting on carbon-nitrogen (but not peptide) bonds, in cyclic amides.
CACUCCCCGCGCUCCUCCGCUGCCGCCUCCCGCACUUCCCCGCACGUGGCACCGCCAUGGGCCGCCUGGUGCUGCAGGAUGGCUCCGUGCUGCGCGGCCGCGCCUUCGGGGCUACGGGCACGGCCGUCAGCGGGGAAGUGGUGUUCCAGACGGGAGUCGUGGGGUAUCCCGAGGCGCUCACCGAUCCCUCGUACGCGGCGCAGAUCCUGGUGCUCACCUACCCGCUGAUGGGCAACUACGGCGUGCCCCGGGAGCGGCCGGGACCCUUCGGGCUCGGCACGUGGUUCGAGUCCACCAAGAUCCACGUGGCUGCGCUGGUAGUGGGCGAAUGCUCGGAGACCCCCAGCCACUGGAGCGCUGCCCAAUCCCUCGACCAAUGGCUCAAGGAGCACAACGUCCCCGGGCUGGAAGGCGUGGACACCCGUGCCCUCACCAAGAAGAUCCGUGAGAAGGGCACACUGCUGGGGAAGCUGCUGCCAGAUGAAGCCCCAGAGGAGAGCAUCCUCUUCCAGGACCCAAAUGAGCGGCACCUGGUGCAGGAGGUGUCCCUGAAGGAGCCGCGUGUCUUUAACCCCACUGGAUCCCUGCGCAUCACCGCUGUGGACUGUGGCCUGAAGCACAACCAAGUGCGGUGCCUCUGUGAGCGGGGGGCUGCCGUCACCGUGGUGCCAUGGGACCAUCCGCUGGACCCUGCCGACUUCGAUGGGCUCUUCCUCAGCAAUGGCCCCGGGGACCCACGGCAGUGUCAGCAGACAGUGGCCAACCUGCGUGCCGUGCUGGCGGCUGACCGCCCCAAGCCCAUCUUUGGGGUGUGCCUGGGCCACCAGCUGCUGGCCCUGGCCUUGGGCGCCCGCACCUACAAGAUGAAGUAUGGGAACCGUGGGCACAACCAGCCGUGUGUGCACGAGGACACGCAGCGCUGCUUCAUCACAGCACAGAACCACGGCUUUGCGGUGGAGGCAGGCAGUCUGCCUCCUGGCUGGGCACCGCUCUUCACCAAUGCCAACGAUGGCUCCAACGAGGGGCUGGUGCACGAGCACAAACCCUUCUUCAGUGUGCAGUUCCACCCCGAGCACCGUGCUGGCCCCACAGACCUGGAGGGGCUUUUUGAUGUCUUUGUGGAGGCGGUGCGGGACCUGCAGAGAGGAGACAACGACAAAACAGUGCGACAGCGCCUGCGGGAUCUCCUGGUGUACAACGAGGUGCCGGCAGCAGGGCAGGAGGCAGCACGACCCCGCAAGGUGCUGAUCCUGGGCUCCGGUGGACUCUCCAUCGGACAGGCAGGCGAAUUUGACUACUCAGGGUCACAGGCCAUCAAAGCGCUUAAAGAGGAGAACAUUCAAACGGUGCUCAUCAACCCCAACAUCGCCACGGUGCAGACCUCCAAAGGGCUGGCAGACAAGGUGUACUUCCUGCCCAUCACCCCUGAGUAUGUCACCCAGGUGAUCCGCAACGAGCGCCCCGACGGCGUGCUGCUGACCUUCGGUGGGCAGACAGCCCUCAACUGUGGCGUGGAGCUGACCAAGGGCGGCGUGCUGCAGCGCUACCGCGUGCGUGUGCUGGGCACUCCUGUCACUUCCAUUGAGAUGACGGAGGACCGCAAGGUCUUCGUGGAGAAGAUGGAGGAAAUCGGCGAGCAUGUGGCGCCCAGCGAGGCCGCUGCUUCCCUGGAGCAGGCGCAAGCGGCGGCUGAGCGGUUGGGGUACCCGGUGCUGGUGCGCUCGGCGUACGCCCUGGGAGGCCUGGGCUCCGGCUUCGCCUCCAGCCGGGAGGAGCUGGCAGCCCUGGUGAGCCAGGCCUUCACCCACACCUCCCAGGUGCUGGUGGACAAGUCGCUGAAGGGCUGGAAGGAGAUUGAGUACGAGGUGGUGCGCGACGCCUACAACAACUGCGUCACGGUGUGCAACAUGGAGAACCUGGACCCGCUGGGCAUCCACACGGGUGAGUCCAUCGUGGUGGCACCCAGCCAGACUCUCAACGACACCGAGUACUUCAUGCUGCGCCACACCGCCAUCAAGGUGGUGCAGCACCUGGGCAUCGUGGGCGAGUGCAACAUCCAGUUCGCCCUGAACCCUGAGUCAGAGCAGUACUACAUCAUUGAGGUGAACGCGAGGCUCUCCCGCAGCUCAGCACUGGCCAGCAAGGCCACAGGCUACCCGCUGGCCUAUGUUGCAGCCAAGCUGGCGCUGGGCAUCCCGCUGCCUGUCCUCAGGAACUCUGUCACCAACUCCACCACCGCCAACUUCGAGCCCAGCCUGGACUACUGUGUGGUGAAGAUCCCGCGCUGGGACCUCAGCAAGUUCCUGCGUGUCAGCACCAAGAUCGGCAGCUCCAUGAAGAGCGUGGGGGAGGUGAUGGCCAUCGGCAGGAACUUCGAGGAGGCCUUCCAGAAGGCGCUGCGGAUGGUGGAUGAGAACUGCGUGGGCUUUGACCACACGGUGAAGCCGGCGUCAGACGUGGAGCUGGAGACUCCGACAGACAAGCGCAUCUUCGUGCUGGCGGCCGCGCUGCGCGCUGGGUAUUCCAUCGAGCGCCUCUAUGAACUGACCAAGAUCGACCGCUGGUUCCUGCACAAGAUGAAGAACAUCACCGACCACGCGGCGCGGCUGGAGGCGUUCCGCGGCGAGCAGAGCGCCAUGCCGCCUGCUGUUCUGCGCCGCGCCAAGCAGCUCGGCUUCUCUGACAAGCAGGUGGCCCUGGCUGUGCUCAGCACUGAGCUGGCCGUGCGGAAGAUGCGGCGUGACCUGGGCAUCCUGCCGGUGGUGAAGCAGAUCGACACGGUGGCGGCCGAGUGGCCGGCACAGACCAACUACCUCUACCUGACCUACAACGGUGCUGAACACGACCUGCCUUUCCGCCAGCCCCACGUUAUGGUCAUCGGCUCUGGCGUUUACCGCAUCGGCAGCUCCGUCGAGUUCGACUGGUGCGCUGUCGGCUGCAUCCAGGAGCUGCGCAAGAUGGGCUUCAAGACCAUUAUGGUGAAUUACAACCCUGAAACUGUGAGCACUGACUAUGACAUGUGUGACCGCCUCUACUUUGACGAGAUCUCCUUUGAGGUGGUGAUGGACAUCUACGAACUGGAGAAUCCCGAGGGUGUCAUCCUGUCGAUGGGUGGCCAGCUGCCCAACAACAUCGCCAUGGCGCUGCACCGGCAGCAGUGCCGCAUCCUGGGCACCUCCCCCGAGGCCAUUGACUCAGCCGAGAAUCGCUUCAAGUUCUCGCGCCUGCUGGACACCAUUGGCAUCAGCCAGCCGCUCUGGAAGGAGCUCUCUGACAUGGAGUCGGCCAAGCACUUCUGCUGCACGGUGGGCUACCCCUGCGUGGUGCGACCCUCCUACGUGCUGAGCGGCGCUGCCAUGAAUGUUGCCUACUCGGACAGUGACCUGGAGAAGUUCCUUAGCAAUGCCGUGGCCGUGUCCAAGGAGCAGCCCGUUGUCAUCUCCAAGUUCAUUCAGGAGGCCAAGGAGAUCGACGUGGAUGCGGUGGCCUGUGAUGGCGUGGUGGUGGCCAUUGCCAUCUCUGAGCACGUAGAGAAUGCUGGAGUGCACUCGGGCGAUGCCACGCUGGUGACCCCCCCACAAGACAUCACGCCCAAGACGUUGGAGCGCAUCAAGGCCAUCGUGCAUGCUAUUGGGCAGGAGCUGCAGGUCACCGGGCCCUUCAACCUGCAGCUUAUCGCCAAGGAUGACCAGCUGAAGGUGAUUGAGUGCAAUGUGCGUGUGUCACGCUCCUUCCCUUUCGUCUCCAAGACGCUGGGAGUGGACCUGGUGGCCCUGGCCAGCCAGGUGAUCAUGGGUGAGGAUGUGCAGCCCGUAGGGCUGAUGACGGGCACGGGCAUCGUCGGUGUCAAGGUGCCGCAGUUCUCCUUCUCACGCCUGGCGGGUGCUGAUGUGGUGCUGGGUGUGGAGAUGACGAGCACGGGUGAGGUGGCCUGCUUCGGAGAGAACCGCUGCGAGGCGUACCUCAAGGCCAUGCUCAGCACCGGUUUCAAGAUCCCCAAGAAGAACAUCCUGCUCACCAUCGGCAGCUACAAGAACAAGAGCGAGCUGCUGCCCACCGUGCGGACCCUGGAGAGCCUUGGCUACAAUCUGUAUGCUAGCCUUGGCACUGCUGACUUCUACACUGAGCAUGGCAUCAAGGUGAUGGCAGUGGAUUGGCACUUCGAGGAGGCAGACAACACUGAAGCGGGUGCCCGUGAGACACAGCGCAGCAUCCUGGACUACCUGGCAGAGAACCACUUUGAGAUGGUCAUCAACCUCUCCAUGCGUAACUCUGGGGGUCGCCGGCUCUCCUCCUUUGUCACCAAGGGUUACCGUACGCGGCGCCUGGCUGUUGACUACUCCGUGCCACUCAUCAUUGACAUCAAAUGCACCAAACUCUUCGUAGAGGCACUGGGCCAGAUUGGAGCUGCCCCGCCGCUCAAAAUGCACGUGGACUGCAUGACAUCCCAGAAACUGAUCCGCCUGCCAGGGCUGAUCGAUGUCCAUGUGCACCUGCGUGAGCCGGGUGCCACACACAAGGAGGACUUCUCCUCGGGCACUGCAGCUGCCCUGGCCGGGGGCAUCACCAUGGUGUGUGCCAUGCCCAACACCAGCCCCGCCAUCACCGACGCCACCUCCUUCGCCCUGGCACAGAAGCUGGCUGAGGCCGGGGCGCGCUGUGACUUCGCCCUGUUCCUGGGUGCAUCGGCGGAGAACGCGGGCUCACUGGGUGCGCUGGCUGCAGCAGCAGCAGGGCUGAAGCUGUACCUCAACGACACCUUCUCCAGCCUGCGCAUGGAUGAUGUGUCGCUGUGGAUGGAGCACUUCCAGCAGUGGCCACGGCAUUUGCCCAUCGUGGCCCACGCGGAGGGGCAGACGGUGGCUGCUGUCCUGAUGGUGGCACAGCUGCACCAGCGCCCCGUGCACAUCUGCCACGUGGCACGCAGGGAGGAGAUCCUCCUCAUCAAGGCAGCCAAGCAGAAGGGGAUCCCGGUGACGUGCGAGGUGGCCCCACACCACCUCUUCCUGUGCCAAGAUGACCUGGGGCGCCUCGGGGAGGGCUGUGGUGCUGUACGCCCAGCACUGGGCACCUCCCAGGACCUGGAGGCCCUCUGGGAGAACAUGGACACCAUCGACUGCUUUGCCACUGACCACGCUCCCCACACACUGGAGGAGAAGCAGGGCCCCAAGCCACCCCCUGGCUUCCCUGGGCUGGAGACCAUGCUGCCUCUGCUGCUGACUGCUGUCUCUGAGGGACGGCUGACGGUGGAGGAUAUCAUCCUGCGCCUCUACGAGAACCCCCGCAAGAUCUUUGGGCUGCCGGCGCAGGAGGACACCUAUGUGGAGGUGGACUUGGAGCAAGAGUGGGUCAUCCCUGAGCGCACUGCAUUCUCCAAGGCACAAUGGACACCUUUUGAGGGCAGGAAUGUGAAGGGGACAGUGCGCAGGGUGGUUCUGCGCGGGGAGGUCGCCUACAUUGAUGGGCAGGUCCUGGUGCCCCCCGGCUACGGGCAGGACGUGAGGAAGUGGCCCAUGGGAGCUGUGCUGGCACCGCUUGUGCCCCCCACCAAGGAGAUUGUGAAGACCCCCGAGCGGCCCCGGCACGCAGCGGUGGGUGAGACGCUGCGCAGCCGAGCCUCCAGCCCACGCCGCGCCGGCCCCGUGCCCGAGGGCCGCUUCCACCUCCCGCCCCGCAUCCACCGCGCCUCUGACCCUGGUCUGCCAGCGUUCCAGAGGCUGGGAGCCGCGCACCGCCCGGGCGCCCGAGGCACCGCUGAGGACACACGGGAGAAAGCUGGCAGGAGGAUGGCAGAGGCAGGUGAGUACCGGAGGCUGGGAGCUCUGCAUGCUUCCCAUGUAGGUUCACUGUGUGCUCCUGGUACCACAGAUGCAACGGCCACUCAGGACAGCCACCCUCACCUGUCGGGCCCCUUCCCACGCCAGGCAUCCCCCCAAGGUGUGCCCCACUUCCCCACCUCACCGCUGCUGCACCCCCUGGUCGGGCAGCACAUCCUCUCUGUGCGGCAGUUCUCCAAGGAGCAGAUGUCACAUCUGUUCAACGUGGCACACACCCUGCGCAUGCUGGUGCAGAAGGAGCGCAGUUUGGACAUCCUCAAGGGCAAAGUGAUGGCAUCGAUGUUCUACGAGGCGAGCACACGCACCAGCAGCUCCUUUGCGGCCGCCAUGUGCCGGCUGGGUGGCUCUGUGGUGUCAUUCUCCGAGGCCACCUCCUCAGUGCAGAAGGGCGAGUCGCUAGCCGACUCUGUGCAGACCAUGUGCUGCUACGCCGACGUCCUGGUGCUGCGGCACCCCCAGCCUGGAGCUGUGGAGCUGGCCGCCACACACUGCCGCAAGCCUGUGAUUAACGCUGGUGAUGGGGUGGGCGAGCACCCGACGCAGGCGCUGCUGGACAUCUUCACCAUCCGUGAGGAGCUGGGGACCGUCAACGGCAUGACGAUCACCAUGGUGGGCGACCUGAAGCACGGGCGCACGGUGCACUCGCUGGCCCGCCUGCUCACGCAGUACCGUGUCCACCUGCGCUACGUCACGCCCCGCGGCCUCGGCAUGCCACCUGACAUCGCUGCCUUCGUGGCUUCCAAGGGCAUCUCGCAGGAGGAGUUUGGGAGCAUUGAGGAGGCGCUGCCCGACACCGACGUGCUCUACAUGACCCGCAUCCAGCGGGAGCGCUUCGAGAGUGCUGAGGAGUACGAGGCUUGCUUUGGGCAGUUCAUCCUCACGCCGCACAUCAUGACGAGGGCCAAGGAGAAGAUGGUGGUGAUGCACCCCAUGCCCCGUGUCAACGAGAUCAGCGUGGAGGUGGACUCGGACCCGCGCGCCGCGUACUUCCGGCAGGCAGAGCAGGGCAUGUACGUGCGGAUGGCGCUGCUGGCCACCGUGCUGGGCCGCUACUGACGACAAUAAACUGCGACGGGGCGCCGCCUCCAUUCAGCCGC